GCCUGCGCUGCUUCCCAGCCAAUUUUCUCGCACCGAACGAGAGAGUUCGACGGCGCGGCGCCCCUGUUGGGCAGAGUAGCCUGCAUCGGCAGACGCCGUGAGCUGCUCCGUCGAACAGCGCUCGCCCUGUCGCGCGCAUGGGCAUUUGGGGUGCUAGUGCGACGGGGAGGCGCCGGUGUCAGCGGCGACGGCGACGGCGGUGCUCGUGCGUAGCCUAGGCGUCCCGCAUCGUCUUCCUGAAGUGCGGCACCCGCUAGAGCUGAGAGGACACAGCGGGCGGUGGGUACACGCACGGCGACCGUGGGCACUGCAUGGGGAUGCGCGGUCGGCGGGGCGAGCCACCCGCCCGCGUCGUCAUCGUCGAGGAUGGCGCUUGCCGGGCAGAGCACAUCGCCACCGCGGUCAAAAGCAGGUCUCUGGCCCUGAAGGAGACGCAGAGGUGGAAGGGAGGCCGAGAGCGGCCCGGCGGGCGAUGGCCGCGGCAGCCGCCGCCGCGCCUGACGCCCAGAGGUGGACCAGAUCUGGCGGUCCGUCAUCUCCGGUGACCGCCACCGCGGUCUUCCUCUUCGUAUUCGUUGUCGUGGUCGGCGUCCUCGUCUCCGGCCGCUGGAUAACCACCACCACUAAUUUGGCAGACACCAAUCUAGAUCGGUGGCGCACAAACCCGGUAGAUUCAAUCUCCGUCCAUGCAGGCGAUCCUGAAUUCCUGACCGCCACGCAUUCCACCUCCAUCCCUGCCACCCCUGCUGUGCCGCCGCCGCCGCUCCCCACAUACUCCCUCUCCUGCUCGGCGCCAGGCGCUGGUGACCCUGACAUCCCAAGCAACAUCUCUCAGACUCUGUCCCUCGCACUCUCCUCAAACGCAACAUGCGCCACUGUCUCCGAGACACAGCUGGUUCCCCCCAUUGCUGCCGCCAACACCUCCUGCCCCGCCUACUUCCGCUUCAUCCACGAGGACCUCCACCCGUGGCGCGCGGCGGGGGGCAUCACCCGCACGAUGCUUGACCGUGCGCGCACCACAGCCAACUUCCGCCUCGUCGUGCUCCAUGGCCGUGCCUACAUCGAGCGCAUCGCGCCGGCCUUCCAGACGCGUGACCUCUUCACCAUCUGGGGCAUCCUCCAACUGCUCCGCCGCUACCCUGGUCGCAUCCCCGAUCUCGACCUCAUGUUCAACUGUGUGGACUGGCCGGUUGUCCACCCUGACAAGUACCAGGGGGAGAACGCAACCGUCUUGCCGCCGCUUUUCCGGUACUGCGGCGACAAUGAGACACUCGACAUAGUUUUCCCGGACUGGUCUUUCUGGGGCUGGGCUGAGAUCAAUAUAAAGCCCUGGGAUGCGCUGCAAAAGGAUCUGGAUGCUGGCAAUAGGAAGGUGGGAUGGAUAGAUAGAGAGCCUUAUGCUUAUUGGAAAGGGAAUCCAGAGGUCGCAGCUAUAAGGCAAGAGCUGGUUAAGUGUAAUGUUUCCAGUGAGCAAGAAUGGAAUGCACGGAUUUACAAACAGGAUUGGGUCAAAGAGAGCAAGGCUGGAUACAAAAAAUCAGAUUUGGCCAGUCAAUGCACCCACAGGUACAAGAUCUACAUCGAAGGAUCAGCGUGGUCAGUUAGCAAGAAGUAUAUCCUAGCUUGUGAUUCAAUGACGCUGGUGAUUAACCCAAAAUAUUAUGAUUUCUUUUCAAGGGUGCUGAUGCCCACUCAGCACUAUUGGCCUGUUCGAGAUGACAGUAAAUGUAACUCCAUAAAGUAUGCUGUUGAUUGGGGAAAUUCUCACAAGAAAAAGGCACAGAAAAUAGGGAAGGAGGGAAGCAAGUUCAUUCAACAAGAACUUAGUAUGGAAUAUGUAUACGAUUACAUGUUUCACCUCUUAACGGAAUACGCUAAGCUCCUAAGAUUCAAGCCAACCAAGCCUCCUGAAGCUGUUGAGGUCUGUCCCGAAUCUUUGGCCUGCCAAGCCAUAGGCAGGGAGAAGAAGUUCAUGGAGGACUCCAUGGUGAAGUCUGCAAACGUCGCUGGUCCGUGCAAUCUGCCUCCUCCCUUUAGCCCUGAGGAAUUCAGAGAGCUACACCAGAGGAAAGAAAAGUCGAUGAACCAGGUCGAAAUGCUGGAGCGAAAUGCUUCAAAGCCCGAGGAGAGAAAUGCUUCAAAGCCUGAGGAUAGCAAUCGCUGACAACUCCCUGGUCCUUUUAACUUACCUGAGGACAUGCAUAUAAAGUUUGUUAAGCUAUUUAGGAUUCAUGGUUGUGCUAAUUUUGUAGUGGUGAUACCAACAACUUCUAGUUUGAUUUUUCAAUUGCGUAACAUCUAGAAAAGUUGAAGAUGCUUUUAGAUCUCUCCUGAUCUCCCUCCGUUCAUACGUUGUCAGUUUUUCCCAUUUGUUAUUUUAGUUGGAUAAGUAUAUUUUUAAGGGUAUUAGGAAUCCUACUAUUCUUCGUCUUUUGCCAUCCUUUCGAUC
Messenger RNA from Triticum aestivum (bread wheat), 2449 nucleotides. Its product is annotated as protein O-glucosyltransferase 1. The transcript has 8 exons. The record is from RefSeq and is a predicted model, not a curated record. The coding region runs from base 473 to 2164 and encodes 563 amino acids. NCBI's taxonomy places the organism in Eukaryota, Viridiplantae, Streptophyta, Magnoliopsida, Poales, Poaceae.